GGAUAGCGGCGGACAGAGGCAAACUACGUUUCCCGGCGUGCCGCGCGCCGCGGCUCCGCUACCGGGUCUGUGCCGUCGCCUCCGCCGGGGCGGAAUGUCCGAGGGUGUGCGUGGGGGCGGGGAGGGUGCUGGGUGUCCUUCCGCCUGAAAGGAAGAGGAGGAAGAGGAAGAGGAUGGCGGCGGCCGAGAAGGAGGAUGAGGCGGCGGCGACAGCCGAGGCCGUGAGGCGGUAGCGAGAGAGAGAGAGCUGAGAGCGAGAGAGAGUGUCCGAGCGCGGCCCUCCCUCCGUCCGUUUUUCUCCCCGCGCCCCCUCAGGAUGUUCGGGCGGUCGCGCAGCUGGGGAGGCGGCGGGCACGGCAAGGCCUCGCGGAACAUCCACUCGCUCGACCACCUCAAGUAUAUGUAUCAUGUUCUGACCAAAAAUACCACUGUGACUGAGCACAACCGCAACCUGUUGGUGGAGACUAUUCGAUCUAUAACUGAGAUCCUAAUAUGGGGAGACCAAAAUGACAGUUCAGUGUUUGAUUUUUUCUUGGAGAAGAACGUGUUUGUGUUCUUUCUGAACAUUCUGCGUCAGAAGUCUGGCCGUUACGUGUGUGUGCAGCUCCUGCAGACCUUGAACAUCCUUUUCGAAAACAUUAGUCAUGAAACGUCUCUCUACUAUUUGCUUUCCAACAACUACGUAAAUUCUAUCAUUGUGCACAAAUUUGACUUCUCGGAUGAAGAGAUUAUGGCGUACUACAUUUCGUUCCUGAAAACGCUUUCUCUGAAACUCAACAACCACACAGUUCAUUUCUUUUACAAUGAGCACACAAAUGAUUUUGCCUUGUACACUGAAGCCAUUAAAUUCUUCAACCACCCGGAAAGCAUGGUCAGGAUUGCUGUUAGAACAAUAACUUUAAAUGUCUACAAAGUGGACAACCAGCCUAUGCUGCACUACAUCCGAGACAAAACUGCCGUCCCGUACUUCUCCAAUCUCGUCUGGUUUAUUGGGAGCCAUGUGAUUGAACUGGAUAACUGCGUGCAAACGGAUGAAGAGCACAGAAAUAGGGGGAAGCUUAGUGACCUGGUAGCCGAGCACCUUGACCAUCUUCAUUAUCUAAAUGAUAUCCUUAUCAUUAACUGUGAAUUCUUAAAUGAGGUGCUCACAGACCACCUGCUGAAUAGCCUUUUCCUGCCUCUCUAUGUGUAUUCAUUAGUAAAUCAAGAUAAGGGUGGAGAGCGUCCGAAAAUCAGCCUCCAGGUUUCUCUGUACCUGUUAUCGCAAGUUUUCCUGAUCAUACAUCAUGCGCCUCUGGUCAAUUCCCUGGCCGAAGUUAUUCUCAACGGAGACCUGUCAGUGUUUUUUUCAAAAGUUGAGCAAGACAUCCAGAAGAGCUCAAUCAAGACUGGUAUCAGAUGCUUCAUUAAACCUACGGAGACCUUAGAAAGAUCCCUGGAAAUUAAUAAACAUAAGGGCAAGAAGAGGCUGCAGAAGAGGCCUAAUUAUAAGAAUGUUGGGGAGGAUGAAGAGGAAGAGAGGGGGCCAGAAGAGGCCCAAGAAGGCACAGAGGGUCUGUCCAAAGGCAUCAAGCCCACUGGGGAGAGCGAAGAAAUUGAGAUGGUCAUCAUGGAGCGAUGCCAGUUGUCUGUCACUGAGCAAAACAUCACGGACGAGGAAAAGAGCGCAGCCGCUUCCGAAAUGUCAAAUUGGAACAGGCCUUUCCUUGAGAUGGUGUAUAAUGCUCUGGAAUGUGCUGAAUUUGAUUACUACGCCCUCUUUGUGCUGUGCCUCCUGUACGCCAUGUCUCAUAACAAAGGAAUCGAGCCAGUCACGCUGGAGAGAAUUCAGCUCUCGGCACAGGAUGCUGAGGAGAAGACCUCGUACAAUCACGUGCUCGCUGAGAGGCUCAUCAGGAUAAUGAACUAUGCCGCUCAGCCAGAUGGGAAAAUUCGCUUGGCUACGCUGGAACUAGGCUGCUUGCUACUGAAGCAGCUGGUGAUGUCCAAACAUGGUAGAAUUAUAAAGGAUGUUCACCUCGCCUGUUUGGAGGGCGCGAGAGAAGAGAGCGUUCACUUGGUGCGGCGUUUUUAUAAGGGCGAAGAAAUUUUUCUGGAUAUGUUUGAAGAUGAAUACAGAAGCAUGACUCUUAAGCCCAUGAAUGUCGAGUACUUGAUGAUGGAUGCCUCCAUUCUGCUGCCGCCAACAGGAACCCCUCUCACUGGGAUUGACUUUGUGAAGAGGCUGCCCUGUGGAGAUGUGGAAAGAACGCGGAGGGCAAUCAGAGUCUUCUUCAUGAUGCGGUCCCUGUCGCUGCACCUCCAGGAGGAGCCAGAGACUCAGCUGCCGUUGACGAGGGAGGAGGACUUAAUUAAAACCGACGAUGUCCUAGACUUGAAUAACAGUGAUUUAAUUGCCUGCACUGUGAUCACAAAAGAUGGCGGUCAAGUCCAGAGAUUUCUGGCGGUGGAUAUUUACCAAAUGAGUUUGGUGGAGCCGGAUGUUGCUCGCUUAGGCUGGGGAGUGGUGAAGUUUGCAGGUCUUCUCCAGGAUAUGCAGGUGACCGGAGUGGAAGACGACAGCCGUGCCCUGAAUAUCAUCAUUCACAAGCCAGCCUCCAGCCCCCAUUCCAAGCCCUUCCCCAUCCUUCAGGCCACCUUCAUCUUUUCGGAUCACAUCCGUUGCAUCAUUGCGAAGCAGCGCUUGGCAAAAGGCCGCAUCCAGGCUCGGCGUGUGAAAAUGCAAAGAAUAGCAGCUCUCCUAGACCUUCCGGUCCAACCUUCAAACGAAGUGAUGGGCUUUGGACACAGCUCAGCUUCUGCAUCUCAGCACCUGCCGUUCCGGUUCUAUGACCAAGCCCGACGUGGCAGCUGCGACCCUACCGUACAACGCUCCGUGUUUGCAUCUGUCGACAAGGUCCCAGGUUUUGCCGUCGCCCAGUGCAUCAACCAGCCCAACCCCUCGCCGCUUUCAUCUCCAUCCCCUUCGUCCAGCGGGAGCACCGGGCACUGUGACUCCGCCGCCAGCUCCACAUCAAUUCCUUCCAUGGUCCAGAGCCCGUCAGGCCUGGCAGGAAAGGACGGCGGCGGGUCUUCAGUCUCUCGGAGGCUGACAAUCACGGUGGACACUGGGUUUAGGCCUUCCGGCAGCAGCUGCAGCAGCAUCAAUCCUUGCAAAAUCCCUCCAGAUGACCCAGCAGCCACCGAGCAGCCUCAGGCAUCCUCCUCCGGCCACUCGCCGGCAGCGGACGACCCUUCUGCACACAACUCAAAGCCUGGCAAGAACCUGACGAGGAGCACAGAAGCGGAAACGGCCAAUUUAUCUCCCAGCCUCAUUCCUGCCCCGCAGCCCACCAUCUCCCUCAUCUCAAAUGACAGCACGGACAGCUUGAGCGUGGAGUCCCUGACGCUGGUCCCACCCGUCGACACGGACAGUAUUCUUGCCGUCGGCGGCAAUCAGCCCCCAGCUGCAGAACCAAGUGUUUCCACAGAGACCGAUGGACAACAAACUUAGCCGUGCGUCAAACCGUGGCUCAGAGCGUCGGGGACGCAAGCAAGCAAGCACUCUCCUUGUUCCCGCGAGCAGUUGAGCCAGCAGAGGUUUCCCUGGCUGCUUAGCGACGUCCCUCAACCCUUGACCAUCUGCGUCUCUUGAUGGAAAUUCAGCGUGCGGCGUGGGCUUUUAAAAAUAAAGAUGGGAGGAACCGCAAACUUCAGUGCAGGACUGGCCUUGCACGCUGGUGUUGCAGGGAGGGGGGAGGAAGGAAUUUAAGGGAAUUUGUGACGGACGGUAUUUCGGAAGUACCUGGCUGCUGUGCUUCCUCUUUUCUGUUGCUCGUUUUUAAAGCCACUGGUCACAGUCCCACUUGCAAAAGCCAUGACUGCAACCGAGCAAACUAAACUGUGUUGUGACCUGAACCAGUUUUUUGUCUGUGCGGUGCUUUUCCACUUCAUUUGGAGGAAACGGCCGCAGACCAAGCGACUUUAGUAGGGGGGGGCGGUGUGUGGGUGUGUGUCCCAUUUGGGCAAAUCUUCCUUCUAGCCUGCUGAGUUCUAGUUUUCGUUUUGUUCGGAGGCAUGAGCAUUCUUCUGUUGGUAAUCUCAGCCAAGCUGGCUGCUUGUAUUUAUAGCACUGUAAAACUUUAAUAUCCAACUUGUGUGUAUUCUGUGUCUGAAAUAAUUUUAACUUGAAGUUGUACGCACAUCUGUUGGCGGGGGGUGGGGUGGAUUUGCAAGCAAACACGAGAAAUCCGGGUCUUUGGCAUAACUCUAAAGGGCUUUAUUUGGAAGAACACAUGGGGGAAUUGCGGGCAAAGUUUUGUGUAAGAGAUUUCAGAGGAAUGUAAAAUAUUUUAGCAUACUGGUGUCCUGGUUUAUUUUGUGGCUUCUUUGUCGUCGUCCUUGGUGCUCUCCUGCCACGGCAGCCUUCAGAAGGAGUUUUGUUUAUAUCCUCAUCAAUCCAGUUCACAUCCCACUGGCAUUAGUUUCUGGGUACCACCAUGCAUUCUACUCAAUUCUCAAGCAGGUAAAGAGGACAGGGCCUGCCCUACCAUUAAACAGAGUCAGGCAGCUGCCUCGGGGGGCAGAUGCUCAGGAAGAACAAGCAGCAGCCCCUCACUUGUCCCCCGAGACCUCUUAAGGUAGCCAGUUACUCCAGUGAAGGAAGUUGUUGUCACCAGGGUUGAAAUAAGCUUCAAGUGCCAGUUCAGUUGGAUGAUGAUAUAGAUAGAAUGAGAAGGCAAGGUCUAGUCCUUUGCUAGCAAAUUGUUCUAUUAUGUUUCACACCUGUAAGGUCCUAGCAAUGUUUGGGAUUCAGCAAUUGAGUCCCAUAAGCAGAAGCCCUGUGCAAUGACUUCUGUUUACACAGCAGGGCUGCCCCCCUGUGUGCCCCCCAAAAUUGGGAAGGGAGGGGGGAUUGUUUUAUCUGGCAAGCUGCAAUGCUUGUCCUGGCAGAAUGAUAGACAUAGUGCAAUGUAGAAUUCCUCCCAGCAUUAAAUCAGUUAAAUUAACAGUCAAGAGCAGGGGUCAGCAAACGUUUUCGGUCCACUGUCCCUCAGACCUUGUGUGAGGGCCAGACUAUUAUGGGGGGGGGGGAUGAACGAAUUCCUAUGCCCCACAAAUAACCCAGAGAUGCAUUUUUAAAAAAGGACAUAUUCUACUCAUGUAAAAACACGCUGAUUCCUGGACUGUCUGCGCUGAAGGAAAGGUUUUUUCCAACUGCUGGCUCUUCAAUAUUUCAGUGACACAAUGUUCUUGGAAAACGAGCAGGUGCAGGAUCGUGUUCCAUGGAGAGGGGAACACUGUGAACUGCUUUUGGAAGGGUGCCUUCCUCCCAAUAACCUUCUGUCUGGGAGAUAGAGAAGGCUGCAUCACAGCAGCUGGAGAACCCAAGGGCUUCAUUGUUCAUUUUCCUGCCUCCAAGCAAAGAUCCGGUAAAUUCAAUGAAGUCAUGCUGACUUCCUUUUGUAGCAUACAAGCUUAUUCUCAACAUAUUCAUGUUUUCCUCUUCUGUUUGAGACCGUUACAGCUGCUCCCAAAAUUUUGCACCUAAGAUUUGUGCCCCAGUCAACAAACAAACAUUGGGAAAGGAGUACUACAAGGCUGUAUAUUGUCUCCCCUGCUUAUUUAACUUAUAUGCAGAAUUCAUUAUGAGAAAGGCUGGACUGGAUGAAUCCCAAGCCGGAAUUAAGAUUGCCGGAAGAAAUAUAAACAACCUCAGAUACGCUGAUGACACAACUUUGGUGGCAGAAAGUGAGGAGCAAUUAAAGAACCUUUUAAUGAGGGUGAAAGAGGAGAGCGCAAAAUAUGGUCUGAAGCUCAACAUCAAAAAAACUAACAUCAUGGCCACUGGUCCCACCACCUCCUGGCAAAUAGAAGGGGAAGAAAUGGAGG
Messenger RNA from Zootoca vivipara (common lizard), 5871 nucleotides. RefSeq names its product C-type lectin domain containing 16A (gene CLEC16A). NCBI's taxonomy places the organism in Eukaryota, Metazoa, Chordata, Lepidosauria, Squamata, Lacertidae. Gene Ontology annotation, biological process: vacuolar transport; endosomal transport; regulation of autophagosome maturation. The record is from RefSeq and is a predicted model, not a curated record. Gene Ontology annotation, cellular component: late endosome; Golgi apparatus.